Molecule: messenger RNA, 1527 nt
Organism: Naegleria gruberi
Lineage: Eukaryota; Heterolobosea; Eutetramitea; Acrasida; Naegleriidae
Exons: 2
Coding region: 1-1527 (508 amino acids)
Source: RefSeq, a predicted model, not a curated record
AUGUCUCGACUGCUUGCAGGAAGGUCCAUCACACGACAUGAUGAAGAAAAUAAUGAAAGCGAGGAUGAUAAUGAAUUGAUUGCUACCAGCGCUCAUCGUCAUCACGAUAAAAGAUUCGAUCAAGAUGAAAAUCAAGAUUUGGAGAAUGAAGGGUUCGGACAAGGUGAUGAACAGGUGAAUGUUAUGGCAAAGAUUAUGAAGGAGAAGAGUUUUUGGAUUGGAAUUGUGGCUGUGAUUGGAUUAAUUGGGUUGAGUGUAUUGUUGGGAUUAGUUGCGUAUCAAUUGUGGACGAAACCUGAAAUUAUUCCAGAUUUUAAUGAGAAUGGAGGGAGGAAAUUGAAUAGAACUGUCAUUAUGGUUUCGAUUGAUGGGUUUAGACCUGAUUAUUUGGAAAUGUUUCAACAGGAAUGUGGAAAUUUAUCUGAAAUUAUUUCGAAUGGAGUGAAAGCCGCAAGCAUGACUCCAAUUUUUCCCUCCAAAACAUUUCCAAAUCACUACACAUUGGUGACAGGUCUCUAUGCAGAAUCACAUGGUAUUAUUUCGAAUACAUUUUGGGAUCCAAAUUUCAAGGCCAAGUUUAGUUUGGGAUCUCCUGAAUCUUUCAAAUCUAGAUGGUGGUUAGGAGAACCUAUUUGGGUUACUGCUGAAAAACAAGGAAAAGUUUCGGCAAGUUUCUUCUGGCCUGGAUCUGAUGUAGAAAUUCAAGGCAUGUAUCCAACCUAUUACAAAAGAUAUGAUGGAAGAAUUGACUAUGAAACUCGUGUGAAAACUGUCUUUGAAUGGUUAGACUCUGAUAAGCCACCUCAAAUGAUACUGACCUAUUUCAGUUCAGUUGACACUGUUGGACAUAAUUUAGGCCCAAUUUACACUGAGGAAUUGAGAAAAUCGGUAAGACAAGUCAACGAUGCAGUAGGUCUCAUACUUGAAGGAUUAAAACAACGAAACCUUACAGAAAAUGUAGAUUUAAUAAUUGUCAGUGAUCAUGGAAUGUCACUUACUCCAAAAUCAAAAAUUGUUCGUUUGACAGAUAUUUUGAAGAGAAAUGUGUUGGAUGGUGUUGAGAUUUUGAAUAUGAAUGCUGGUCCUUAUUUGGAUAUGUAUAUUAAGAAUAAGACAAAUAUUGCACCACUUUACAAUGAGUUAGUGGAAUCGAUUAGUAAUAGUACAGAAUAUUCUAAUGCAGUUGAAGGAGUUUAUACUAAAUUGAACAUGCCUGAGAAUUUUCACUUUACAAAUUCUGAGAGAAUUCCAGAUCUGAUACUUUUAGCAAGGCCUGAAUUUUCCAUUUUAAGAAAUGCAGCAAGUCAACUCAAUACGAAAGGAAAUCACGGCUACAAUAACGAAAGUCCAGAAAUGGGAAGUUUAUUCAUUGCUCAAGGAAGACAUUUCAAAAAGGGAUUUAAUUCUCCAAACCGAGUAAGAAAUUUAGAUGUCUAUUCCUUAAUUUGCAAACUAUUGGAAAUUACUCCAGCUCCAAACAAUGGAACUGCUGAUAAUUUUACUCCUUACCUAUCCAAUAAUCUAUAA